CAAAGCUACCUGAGAUCAGGAAGUCUCUCUAAAUCUAAACUCUCAUCUGGACAGUGGUCAGCUCUGAUCUUCAUGUUGCUGACCUCAGAGAAGCUGGAUGUGUUUGACCUGAAGAAAUACAUCAGAUCAGAUGCAUCUCUUCUCAAACUUCUCCCAGUUGUCAGAUCCUCUAGAACAGCCCUGCUGAACGAAUGUAAACUCACCAAGAAAAGCUGUGAGGCACUAGGUUCUGUUCUCAAAUCAAACUCUUGCUGUCUGAGAGUGCUGGACAUGAGUGGCAAUAAACUUCAGGAUUCAGGAGUGAAGCUGCUCUCUGCUGGACUGGGGGAUCCACACUGUAAACUGGAGACAUUGAAGCUGGCAGGCUGCAGCAUCACAGAGGAAGGCUGUGCUUCUCUGGCUUCAGCUCUGAGGUCAAACCCCUCCCACCUGAAGGAGCUGGACCUGAGUGGAAAUACUCCUGGAGUCUCUGGAGUAGAGCUGCUCUCUUCUCUAUAAACUGGAGACACUGCAGUGAGUUUUACUGAUCAGUUUCAUGAGCACACUGAUAUAGUGAUCAAUAAGCCAUUGUAGACAUCCAGACACUGGGUCAUAUUCAUUUUUUCAACAAAAA
This is a messenger RNA of Salvelinus sp. IW2-2015, 613 nucleotides long. The record is from RefSeq and is a predicted model, not a curated record. Lineage: Eukaryota; Metazoa; Chordata; Actinopteri; Salmoniformes; Salmonidae.